AUGCCGUUUGAAGUUAUGGAUCAUAGGGGUAGUACUACUGCAUCCCCUCACUAUUUUGAGGACGUUCGUUUUCCUGCUGAGAGACAAAUUGGGUUUUGGAAGCUGAAUGCAAUGCCGGAUCAUCAAGUUGGAAUGGAUGGAAAGAUACCUAUUCCCAGCAGCAACUGCGUUGCUUCUUCACCUUUGGAAUUUUCAUCUGGCGGGGCACUGUCAAUGCAUUAUGCGGAGUUAUCACAGUCAGUUAUAGCGAAAGAUCAGAAGGAGAAGUCACUUAUCAGUGAAGGAAGUGCUAAUAUGUCCAAGCAUGCAUGGAGUUCUAUAGAUCAUCAUCCAAAAUCCUGGUCAAGUUUGUCAAUGCAACCUGCAUCUUAUAGUACAGCGAGAAGUAGGGCUGAUAUCAGUGGGACCCAGUGGGAAAGAAGUCUCUUCUCAAGCUCGUUUUCUGAAAUAUUCAGUAGAAAGUUGAGGUUGUCGGGAAAUGACAUUCAAUCUCAUCAACCUGCUAAAACCAUUACUUCCUCCCAUGAGGAAGAGGAGCCUUUUGAAUCUCUUGAAGAACUUGAGGCAAAAACUAUUGGAAAUCUCCUCCCUCCUGAUGAUAACCUGUUUUCUGGAGUGACUACUGAAUUGGGGCUUGAUGCUCAGAUCAAUAACUUGGAUGAUCUGGAAGAUUUUGACCUGUUCAGUAGUGGUGGAGGCAUGGAAUUAGAAGGGGAUGUGGGGCAAGGAAAUUCAGUUCUCCCCGGGGAAACGCUUUUUGUCAGAAACAUCAAUAGCAACGUUGAAGAUUCUGAAUUGAAGGCUCUUUUUGAGCAAUAUGGAGAUAUCAGAACUCUCUAUACAGCCUGCAAGCACCGUGGCUUUGUGAUGAUUUCUUAUUAUGAUAUAAGAGCAGCUCGAAAUGCAAUGAAUGCACUUCAAAAUAAACCAUUAAGGCGUAGGAAACUUGACAUACAUUAUUCAAUUCCAAAAGACAAUCCAUCAGAGAAAGAUAUGAACCAGAGCACUCUAGUGGUCUUAAACCUUGAUUCUUCUGUUUCAAUUGACGAGCUUCACCAAAUGUUUGGUGUUUAUGGGGAAAUUAAAGAGAUCCAUGAAUCCCCACACAAGCAUCAUCACAAAUUCGUAGAGUAUUAUGACAUUAGGGCUGCAGAAGCAGCUCUUUCUGCACUAAAUAGGAGCGACAUUGCUGGCAAGCAGAUCAAGGUUGAAUCAGGUCAUCCAUGGGGCACUAGAAGCUUGAUGCAACAGCCUGAGCAUGAGCAAACUGAACCUAAUCUUUUUCAAAGUCCUUCUAAUGACUUGUUGUCUAGACCACUGGCAACAUUUUCUCCUGGAAUAUCAGCAUCUAGCUACAUGGCGAAUGGAUCUUCUCAGGUUUCGUAUUCUGCUAUCCCGUCACAGCUGGGUGCAUUCACUGAACUUCAUAGGAGUUCUAGUGUUUCAAGCAACUUACCAUCUCCAGUGACAGCAGCUGCUGCCAAACAAUUCUCCAUGGCUGAAAUGAAGUUCGGCAACCGAUGUAUUCCAAGCAAUCAUCCUCAUUCCUUGCCGGAGUAUCAUGAUAGUUUGGCCAAUACUAUUCCAUACAACUCUCCAAGCACUAUCAGAGACAUGGCCAGCAGUUUCACUUCCAAAGUGACAGAAGGAAUUAACAGCUUACACUUUCGAGGGGUAGGGUCAAAUGGGCACCUGAUGGAGCUUAAUGGAGGGGUUUUUGGAUCUCCUGGAACUGGAAGCUGCACUCUUCCUGGUCAUCAUUAUAUAUGGAAGAAUUCUAAGUCAGGUCAGCCACAUCCAUCAAAUGGCAUGAUUUGGCCAAAUUCACCAUCGUUUGUCAACAGUGUUCAUGCUCAUCACCUUCCACACGUGCCUGGAUUCCCUAGAGGCCGUACAGUCAUGCUGAACUCUGCACCUGCACCCCAGCACAUUGGAUCUGCACCGGCUGUCAAUCCUUCUCUGUGGGAGAGGCGGAACACAUUUUCUGGGGAGUCUCCUGAAGCUUCUAGUUUUCACCUGGGUUCCCUUGGGAGUGUAGGUUUUCCUGGUAGCUCUCCACCACAUCCAAUGGAAAUUGCCUCCCAUAACAUUUUCCCUAAUGUCGGUGGAAGUUGUAUGGACAUGACUAAAGGCACUGGCCUACCAACCUCUCCACAGAUGUGCCACAUGUUCCCUGGGAGGAACCCAAUGAUUUCGAUGCCAGCCUCUUUUGGUUCUCCUAAUGAGCGUGUGCGGAAUCUCUCACAUCGUAGAAUUGAAUCGAAUUCGAAUCAUUCGGAUAAGAAACAAUAUGAACUUGAUAUUGACUGCAUACUGCGUGGUGAUGACAGCCGAACCACAUUGAUGAUAAAGAACAUUCCAAACAAAUAUACUUCAAAGAUGCUUCUGGCUGCAAUUGAUGAGUACUGUCGAGGAACAUAUGAUUUUAUUUACUUGCCAAUUGACUUCAAGAACAAAUGUAACGUGGGCUAUGCAUUUAUCAACAUGAUUGAUCCUCAACAGAUCAUUCCAUUCCAUAAGGCGUUCAAUGGCAAAAAGUGGGAGAAGUUCAACAGCGAGAAAGUGGCAUCUCUUGCAUAUGCUCGGAUUCAGGGAAAAGCUGCUCUUAUUGCGCAUUUCCAGAAUUCAAGCUUGAUGAAUGAGGAUAAACGCUGUCGUCCUAUACUCUUUCAUACUGAUGGUCCCAACGCUGGUGAUCCGGAGCCAUUCCCCAUUGGUGCUCAUAUUCGAUCAAGGUUGGGUAAACCUCGAUCUAGUGGCAAUGAGGAGAACCUACAUAGUGGGAGCCUCUCGACUUUGGCUAAUGGAGAGGACUCUCCAAAUGGAACACACUCUCCAUCGGGUUCCGAUUGA
Dovyalis caffra is the source of this 2853-nucleotide messenger RNA. The record is from the annotation of a GenBank genome assembly. NCBI's taxonomy places the organism in Eukaryota, Viridiplantae, Streptophyta, Magnoliopsida, Malpighiales, Salicaceae.